CACCACCGAAAAAUGUAAUCGACGUAGUUUUGAUUGAUAGACAUAAAAAUGCAUGAAAAUCAAUAAUACGAAACACCACUGAUUUCUCUGCAAUAUUUUAUUCGCAAAGAAUAAUGAUUAAAAUUGAUUUGCAGUGAAGUGUGAAUUAAUGAAGAAGUAUAAUUACAUUACCCUUAAUUCCUGAAAAGUAUAUAGUGAAGAAAGUAUUGUUCGAACCUAUAUAGAGUUUGUUUACGUUAACAGUUUAUGAACUGCUUUAAGAACAAACGCAAUGAGUGCUCAUUUUGAAAUGCUCGAUAGCACUAAUGAUUGCAGCGAUAAUGCAACGUUACUUGGAAUUACGCAUCUACAAAAGGUUUUUUCUGAGUUCUUGCAAAAUAAAGAUUUACUUACCGAUAAGGAAAAGGAAUUACGAUUGUACAACAUGUUACCAUUGUUCUGCAAAUCGUUCAAGUCAUGCCACUCUGAGGAACUAUGCAACAAAUUUCCUGAUAUUGUUCAGUACUGUCAGUUUUUAUCCAAAUUAAUGGUAACGGAAAUUGAAAUACGUGGUUCCAAUCAAAGCACAGAAGCGGCGUCAAAAAAAAUAAUCGAGUUUCUGGAAAUUAAUGAAAAAGAAGAGACCAGUACAGGAUGGAUGCUACUAACAGCAAUAAAUAUAAUGGCGAGUGGACCAAAAUCUCUUAUACAGGUAAUGACGCAAUCUUCCAUUCCAUCAACUUUAGUGAAAUGUCUAUAUUUAUUCUUCGACUUACCUGCGUUGGAAGAAGAGGAUGGGAAGAAUGUAAACACAAAAAUUGCAUGUAAAACGAAACGUUCGAUGCUACAGAAAGUAUUUGUUCAGGUGCUCGUGCGUCUUUGCUCACAUCCGUAUCCGGCAGAAGAGCUAGCGCGUAUGGAUGAUUUAUCAUUACUAUUCUCGGCAGUAACAUCUCAUUGCCCUUCAUCGAACGUCAUUUGGAGAAAAUCCGCUGCAGAAAUAUUAAUGACUCUCUCUCGACACGGUUUGACAAAUUAUGUAGUGGGAUAUUUACAUGACAAAGGCUGCGUUUCAUUAUGCAUAGACAACAUGCAAAGGUCCUCGCAGCUACAACCCUUAGAAGUAGUAGAAAUGGUUGUCUCUGUUUUUUGUUUCCUUAAAGAUUCGAGUGAAGUGUCUCAAAUUUUACUUGACGAUUUCAAGUCUUGCCAAGGCUAUUCAUUUUUAGUCGAUUUUUUAUUAAAAUUUGACCAAGUGGAACAAAGGUCCCCCGAUACUGAAGCUGCGAUCAGGAAUCUUGUUCUGAUAACAACAUCUCUAUGUGUUUGCGGAUACACCGAGCUGAAAGUUCCAAUAAAUAACAACUUGUUGUUUCAAAUGCACGGUUUUAAAAUGCCACAAACUUCGGCACGAGGAACGUGCGUACGAAAUUUAUACGCCUUCCAAGUUUUACAAACAGUGUUCAUGAAGUCAGACGAUACCUCUCUAUGCUGCAUAAUCUUGGAAGCAAUAUCUAGUGUGUAUCACUCGGACAACGCUAAUUAUUUUAUUUUAGAAUCACAAAAUACGUUGUGUCAGUUUUCAGAAAUUAUUCAUAAAAAAACUCCACCAGUGCGUGAACGGUUUUUUGGCUUACUAGAAUUCAUUGUUUUUCAACUGAAUUUUGUCCCGUGUAAAGAAUUAAUUUCCUUAUCGUUGUUGCUGAAAUCAAACCAUUCAGUAGAAUGCAGUAUCUUGUGCAUGAAAACUUUUCUCAAUCUAUUGAAGCAUAAUAGUUUGUUUUGCGAUGUAUAUCGAGAAGUAGGAAUAUUGGAAGUAUUUGUCAAUUGUCUAAAGAAGUACAAAAUAAUUUUAGAAACGAAUAAUUCUGAUGUAAUGGAAGAUGGAUCUAAAGAUGACAAAAUUUUAGAAGAAAUGAUUCUGGAAGCUUUCAUAUUAUUAUUGAGCGGAAAUAAUAACAACGCAAGUGUGUUUCGAGAUAGCGGAGGAUCAAAGUGUAUUCAUGAUAUGAUUUAUUUUGAGAAUAGUCGAACGGCAGUUUUAAGGAUUAUUAGGGAAAUGAUGCUUAACACUGGAGGAGAUGAUGAGAUGUUACGUCUAUUAACAACAAUGCAAGAUGCCUCAUUAGAACAAAUACGACUGAAAAUUCACAUUCUAAAAUUAUUAAUAUCUUGUCUUCGUGACAGUCACCGGACUAGAACAGUUUUUAGAAAAGUAAACGGCUUUUUCUUUCUGAUAAGCAACUUAGGUGAUUUAAAAAAUAAAUUUGCUGAUCACAUCGAUACUACCGUAUCACAGCAAUAUCUACUUUUACUGGGUUUCACAUUACAAGCACUGACUACAGCAAUGCGGUUCGAACCUGCUAAUGCGAAGUUCUUCCAACAGGAGCUCUGCUACAACGCCUUUUUUGAUGCGAUAAAAGCAUUAGGAUGUUUUAGCUCUUCAACUAUUCUUGGAAGUAGCAACUCAUCAGAGUUCAGUUUAGAUUCUGUAACGAUUGAAUGCUAUAGGUCUCUCUUCGCUCAGGACAUUUCCAAUUUAGGCCAUAAAGUUCCAGAACCGGCAUCACUAUCAUUCGUGUGCGUUAUAUUUCGUAUGAUGUACAAUACAGCCUUAGACAGCUACGAGAAUAAUACCUUAACGAAUAUUGCAGAGAUAGACAUUCAUAAAAAUGUCACUACAGUGGAUAAACCGAAUAAUGGUAACAAGACAAUAAUAAAUACUUUGAAUCUAACACCGUUUUGCACGGAACCUAUUAUUGUACAUCCCGGCAUUGUGUUGUGUAUGUUGCUACUUCUUCCUUCAAUUGAGCAUCCACUGUAUACUCAUAAAGGGUUAGAUCUGCGUUAUUAUCUUGCCGAGAUAUUAAAAAGCUUAGUUCGUAAUGAGCGUAAUCAACAAAUAAUGUGUGAAGCAGGAAUGGCUGGCAGUUUACUGAAAUUUUGCAAAGCAGCUUUAUUAGUCGAACAGCAUACACUGCAUUUACCGUUGCAAUAUAUGUUUGAGCGUUUAGCGGUUCAAGCAUUGCAACCGAAAGAAUUUAGAGAAUUUUUACGUCUUGGUUUCUGUCCUGAGACAAUAGAGACUGGAAAUUCAAUACCUGUUUCAAUUCCAUUGACUCGUAUCAAAACGUUAGUAUCUAUGACCACCCCCAGGGACUUUCGGGCACACGGUUCAUACACUUUGCCACCAUUUGUUGAAAUUGAUAUGAGCUCUGAAGGAUUCGGGUGUAUAUUUUUACCAAGCUUAGCGCCGCAGGUACUCUCGGCAAACAGCACAGAAACGGAUGGACAAACAAUUGGAGGCAUUGGGACAGGCGAUAGAAGUUUCCCUCCUGCUAAUGGUUUGAGCUAUUCAACCUGGUUUUGUGUGGAGAAGUUUGGUGAUUCACGAGUUGAUCCACACUGUGUGCGACUAUUGACAAUAGUUAGAGCGGUCAAUAAACCACGAGAGGAAAAUUUUAUUUGUUUCACUAUUUUAUUAUCAGCAAAAGAUAAAGCAAUAAUUACAUCAACACAACCUACGCUGUUGGAGCAAAAUAAUGCGGAAUGGGAACCUGAAUAUUCAGAAGAAUUCAGUGUGCGCGUAUGGUGUCCAGAUUUGCUUAUAGAAGGACAAUGGCAUCAUUUAGUUGUGGUCAUGAAUAAAUUAGCUGCAAAGAAUAGCAGUUUCUCCCUUUUUAUUGAUGGGCAUCAUAUGCAUACACAAAAAAUACAAUAUAUCACUCCAGCACCGGGUACUAAUUUCCUUAGCAAUGCUUCUCCAACGUCAUCAGUGUAUGCGUACAUUGGGACUCCACCAGUUUGGAGAAGAUAUUCGAGGCUUUGUUGGAAGCAAGGUGUAUGCCAUCUAGUCGAAGACGUCUUUACUCAUUCUAUUGUGAAUAAAAUAUACGCACUUGGACCGCACUACCUUGGAUCCUUACAAGCUCCUCACACCGACAGAGCGCAGGAUGAUACGGUGAAUCCGUUAGUACCUGAAGAACGUGUUUUGUUAGGAUUGAAUGCUCGAGCUGUGUCGAAUUUGACUCUGUCGAAGAUAAGAAAAGUAUAUAGCAGACUAGACUGUAAGGCCAUAGCUAAGCAACUGGGGAUGAAUUCACAUGACAACGCUACUCCUAUUAAGGUGUUACAUAAUUCAGCAGGGCAUUUGGCAGGACCAGCACGUACUUUGGGGGGCGUUAUGAUUGGAUACUUGGGAAUUAGAUGUUUUAGUCCAAAUCCAGUUUCGGCAAUCAUUUACACCGUUGGAGGCUGUAGUGUAUUACUGGGAAUUAUUGCUAUGUCACAAAACGUGGAGAGUCUUUAUGCUGGUGUGAAAGCUUUAACAUGUGUAUUAAAAUCUAACAGGUCAACUCAAAACGAAAUGGAUAGAAAAAGAUACUACCAAACACUUGGAAUGAUUUUCAAAAGAAAAAAACACCUUUUAAACUCGCACAUAUUACAUCUCACCUUUAAUUUAGUUGGAACAGUCAAUAGCGGCCAGGAAACAUCAGCCAUUCCGAAUAUUAUGUCAUUCCAGGAUCUUUUGUGUGACUUCGAAAUAUGGCUUGGUGCACCAAAUGAUUUAUUAAAAUCUUUAUUGGAACAUUUGUAUGAGCUAGCAUCGGAAUCAAGUGAAAGGCGAAACAACAUUCGUAUCAUGCGAGACAUGCAGUGCAUCUCAAAAAUGUUAUUAAUUGUUGAUGAAAUAGAUGAUCAGAGUGCGAGAGAUGUGUUGUACAACCUGUUGGAAAUACUUCUCGGUCCGCAGCCACGAAUCAAUGAUUUAUUACUAUUUGGGCAACAUUUAGUAUAUAAUAUUCCUCAGCCCGGCAACGAUGAUGACAGAAAUAUGAAUUUAUUGGAUUAUAUAGAUCUGAAAUCACUUGUGUUGUACAAUCCAAAAAUGUUUAAAACUAACCUUUCACUACGAAAAAUAAUUCUCCGAAACAGAGGUCUGUGCUUGCUGCAUGGUUUACUUUUUACAGCACGAAACACUGUGAAUACUGCUCUUGGUGAGGAAAUCUCCAAAGUCCUAGGAAUCGAUUGGUUAAUGCUGUUCAUGCAGCCACAUUUACAUUCUUCAACAGUAAUCUGGGCUAUGCGCAUACUAGUAGUACUAUGUGCUAAUGAUAUUAUUAUAGCACGUUUACGUGGAGGUACUAUGAAUUCUGGUUAUAUGCGAAAUACAGAGCUGAUAUGUCAAAACAAAGAUGUUGUAAAGCUCUCGUCAUCGCAAGCAACGGCUUUAUCCUCAAAUUCAAAAAUUUCGGAUGAUAAUAUUCUUUCACUAAUAACAAAACAAAAUGAAGACAGCAAAACAUCUCAUACGCAUUGUUCGGGCUUUAGCUAUUUAGAAUGGCUACUACUACACCACAUAAACAUACCGGAAAUAUAUUUUCUUCUGACGGCACUCAUAAUGGGCCAACCAGUGAAGGUUCUUGGGACAGAGCAUAUAAAUCUGGACUUGGACAGGAUUUGGACUUUCUUAUGGGGGACGCCUGUAUCGAGUGCUCUUAGCAGUUCUACCUUGCCUAAGAUGACGUUAUGUUCCGAAGCUGUUUGCAUCAUGCUUAGUAUUAUAAGACGAAUAGUACAUACCACAGAUAAUGCAGAGUGGCUCAACAACCAUCCUGUAACAUUAAUACAGGUUUUAUUUUCGCUAUAUCAUAAUUUACCAGAUUUCAUGGCGAUUGUCAUGUCAGCGGAUGUGAUUCACUCUUUAAUUGGGGUAUUAUUUCCGUUUCCCAUAACAUUAGCAGAGUCCGGAGCAAGCAGCAUCUCAUCGCCAUCAGAAGAACUAUCAUCAUAUCAUAUUCUCGAGAAUCGCGCAUUAUGCCAAGAUAAUCAAGAUUUAACAAGCCACCCGGUUCGGAAAUUUAUAAUUGAUUUUCUACGAGUUGUUGCUGUUGAUUCGUUUAGUUUAGCAUGCAACGGAAAAAACCUUCCAAUUAUCGACAGUAUUUUAGACGAUCAACCUGAUAAUUAUUCCAACACUGCAAGAUGUACGUUCAUUACGGAAAUGAUAGGCACUUUAAUGGAUCACUUAUUAGCAGCUGAUAUACUAGUCGGUGAACAAGCGGCGCUUCCCAUUGUUCCGUUGUUGCAAAGUCACGUACAAAAUAUUGCUCCUAACGUUUUCUACUUAUCAGCUCGAAUCGUCGAUAAAUUAUGGCAGGGCAGUCUUAAUAGAGAUCCACAUGAAAUUUUUGAAUUUAUAAUAAAAUUAAUAGGUCAAGCAAAACGUCGCUCAAAUGCUCUAUCCCUCGAUCAACUAUAUCAUUCUUUGAAUCGUUGCAUUUUGUAUCUUAUAUCUCGAACUACGGAUACUGUGUCGGAUCAAAUGAUGGUAAUGGAGGCGUUACACAAACUUACGACCAAUCGGUUAAUAAUUUUCGGGGCUGGAAAUCAUGAACUGGAAUUUAUUGGAUGUUUAACUUACUGUUUAAUGCAAUUGACAGCUAACGAAAAAAUAGCAUAUUACGUGAAGGAUAGCUCGGACAAUAUUCGGACAACUACAUGGCAUGUAAAUCCUAUUGAUAAAUUAAUUAGUGUCAACGAAGAUGAUUCUCUGAAUCAUCAUCAAGGCACGAAUUUAAUUGCUAAUGCGGCAUCACGUGUAUGGGAAGAGUUGUAUGUGUGCAAGAAACCAGCAAUUGAGGAAGUGUUCAAAAUAACGUUAACUGCACCACUAAAUUACGCCAAAGCACCAGAUAUGAUAAUUACAAGGGAACAGAUAUUAGAUGUCGCUUUAAAACUAUGGUUGAGUUAUCUAGACGGUGAAAAAAAGGCUCUAUAUAAAGUACCGUGGGAUUUGCAUAACAACAUACAAUCAAAAAUUCAAAAAGUGACGGGCAAUUUGACGAGGUUGGCAAGUCGUACAAAAGUUAGAAAAGAUGACCAGUCAAAGGAAAAAUCCGACCCAGAUAUGGAAACUAUCUAUCAGCUCAAUUUGGUUAACUUAUAUUUAGUUAAAGAAUUCUGGGAAACUCGUUGCACCCAACAUUUGCAUACAGCGCAGCAUACCCAAAGGUAUGUUUACCAUGAAUGGUUACAAUCAGAGUCGGAAUUGUUUAGGGAGCGUGGUCUUUGGGGUGCGGAAGAAGCUAACGAUUUUACUAAAUGGAUGCUUGAUACUACAGAAGGGCCAUACAGGAUGCGUAAAAAGAUGAUUAAAAAUGAUUCGUUCUACACUCAUUACCCUUAUCGACCGGAAAUGGAGAUAUCUGACCAAGCUUGUCGACAAAUGAAAUACAAAGUAGCAACUAGUCUCGACAGUAAGAAAUACUACCUUAGUGUGAAGAAUGUACCCAUCGUUUUGUCGCUCCACACAGAGCAGGAACAAGGAUCAGAGACUCUGAAUAGAACCGAUAAAAUAGGAAGAAGUUUACAGGACAACGAGCAAGGAUAUGAUGUGGAAGAUGAGGAAGAACUGUCAUCCACAUUGGAUAAUCAAACACUACUACGAUUGCUAGAAGAAAAAGAAAAGAUAUCACAUAUCUUUCGGUGUGCACGAAUACAGGGAUUAGACACUUACGAAGGUUUAAUCUUGUUUGGAAAAGAGCACUGCUAUGUAAUUGAUGGUUUUACGCUGUUGAAAAAUCGCGAAAUUAGGGACAUCGACUCACUUGUAUGUGGAAGUUAUGAGCCAAUUUUGCCGAAUCCAGGAAAUGCAAGAAUAUCGCACGAAAUGAAGCAAACAUCCAAAUUUGCCUAUGAAGAGAUUCGUGAGGUGCAUAAACGUAGAUAUCUCCUACAGCCUAUUGCUUUGGAAAUUUUUUCCGGCGAUGGACGGAAUUUUCUGCUUAGUUUUCCUAAGAAAGUGCGAAACAAAGUUUACCAAAGAAUAAUGUCCAUGGCUACAUCAAUUGCUGAUAAUGCUCAACAGUCAGUAGCGGGUCAAAGUCGCACGGCCAAUGUAGAACAAUCAUCAAGUUUACUCAGUAGUCUGAUCGGAGAGACAUCUGUCACGCAGCGAUGGGUGCGUGGAGAAAUAUCUAAUUUUCAGUAUUUGAUGCAUUUAAACACACUGGCGGGAAGGUCUUAUAAUGAUUUGAUGCAAUAUCCCGUAUUUCCAUGGAUUUUAGCCGAUUACGAGUCCACGCGACUUGACUUGACCAAUCCAAAAUCAUUUCGUGAUUUCUCUAAGCCUAUGGGAGCCCAAUCUAAAGAUCGCCUCCUGCAAUUUGAGAAACGUUACCACGAAUGGGAUGAUCCCCAUGGAGAAACUCCUCCUUAUUUCUACGGAACACAUUACAGUUCAGCAAUGAUUGUUUGCUCAUAUCUUGUUCGUUUGGAGCCAUUCACACAGCAUUUUUUACGUUUACAAGGUGGUCAUUUCGAUCUUGCAGAUCGAAUGUUUCACAGCAUCGAGGAGGCGUGGCAUUCAGCAUCUAAACACAAUAUGGCUGACGUAAAGGAACUUAUUCCUGAAUUCUUCUAUCUACCCGAGUUUUUAACGAAUGCUAACAACUUCGAUUUUGGUUGUAAGCAAAACGGGGACGUUUUAAAUCACGUGGUGUUACCACCUUGGUCGAAAGGAGACCCAAGGGAAUUUAUCAGGUUACAUCGCGAGGCAUUAGAAAGUGAUCAUGUUAGUCAACAUCUACAUUUGUGGAUUGACCUUAUAUUUGGAUACAAGCAACGUGGACCGGCUGCUAUAGAAGCGGUGAAUGUUUUUCACCAUCUUUUUUAUGAAGGAAACGUUGAUAUUUAUAACAUUGAUGAUCCGCUCAAAAAAAAUGCAACGAUUGGAUUCAUAAACAAUUUCGGUCAAAUUCCAAAACAAUUAUUUCGCAAAGCCCAUCCAGCAAAAAAAGUUCACUCAUUGAAACAUUCGGCGUUAGAAUCCAAUUCCCUAUUACUUUCAGGGCAAACAGGUUUAACAAACGAUAAAUUGUUUUUUCACAACUUGGAAGCGUUAAAAUCAAGUUCACAAGCAGUAAAAGAACUCAAGGGACCGGUAGGACAUAUAAUACAAACGGAAAAGUUCUUUUUAGCCGUGGAGCAGAACAAAAUUUUGAUGCCUCCUAAUUUUAAUCGUUAUAUAGCGUGGGGCUAUGCCGAUCAUUCGAUACGAAUCGGCAUGUAUGAUUCGGAUCGAGCAUUAUUCGUUUGUGAAAACGUUGCACCCGAUUCAGGAGAAAUCCUUGCUUGUGCAUGUCCGAAUGCUAGAACAAUAAUUAUGGCUGGCACUAAUUCCAUUUUAACUGUCUGUGAUAUAGAUUUUAAGCAUAAGCAAUUAUUUGUUAAGCACACUUUACAUGGGCAUACGGAUGCCGUUACUUGCUUAGCUGCAAGUACAGCCUUCAAUAUAAUCGUAUCCGGUUCUAAAGAUCGAUCUGCAAUCAUAUGGGACAUGUCCAGAUACAAAUAUGUGCGUCAGUUAUCCAGCCACGUCGGUGUGGUUGCUGCUGCUAGCAUAAAUGAACUUACGGGUGACAUUGCAACGUGCUCUGCUACAUGGUUAUACAUAUGGUCUAUUAACGGCGAUUGUCUAGCAAAGGUUAAUACAAGUAUCGGAUCUGCCGAUCACAUGCAACAAAUUCUAUGUGUGAUGUUUUCAUAUAAAAAUGAAUGGGAUAAGGAUAACGUUAUAUUAACCGGCUCCACAGACGGAGUAGUGAGAAUAUGGUCCUUGGAUUAUGUACAAAUACCAACAGAACGCCAAAGUUGCAGCGAUACUCAUUUGUUUUCAGAUGAUUCCUUAGGUUGCGAGGAAAUUGAAGAGAUGGGAGGCUCUGCUUUUGAUGUUGCAGGAACAGUUGUAAAAUCAUCAUCUGCAAGCACUUUAUAUAAAAAGCAAUCAUUAGACCUCAAUAAGGAUAGCAACGUGAAAGAUAAGGAAGAUAACACUAUGGAAUCUUUAAAUGUUGUGUCGAAUAUUAAAGCUGUGUCAAUUGAUCGUCAUCUAAAUCAGUUCAAAUCGAUAGAUGAAAGACAACGAAUACAUAAGGGUGACAGCCACAAAACAAGGGAUGUUUUUCGCUGGAUACGACAAUUAAUAUUUCGAACUAAGCUAACAAUGCAUACAGCAUACGACCGUAAAGAUAAUAUUGAGCCCGCAAGUAUUACUUCAUUGGCAAUUUCGCUUGACCAUAGAACAAUUUUUGUUGGUGAUGCUAGAGGAAGAAUAUUCACAUGGAGUGUAAUUGAUCAGCAGGCUAGUCGGAAUGUUGCAGAGAGGUGGUUGAAGGAUGGGCGCACAGAAACCUGUGUUGGAUGUAAUAUGCGAUUUAAUCGACAAGAGCGAAAAAUAUAUUGUAAAAAUUGCGGACAACAGUUCUGCAGUAAAUGUUGUCAUGUCGAACCUGGAAUAUUCAACUUAAGAAUUCGUAUUCCUUCUCGUAUCUGUAAUGUAUGUUACUCCCAGUUAAAGGAAACAUGUGAUGUAUAAAUAGUAAGGUCACGUAGCACAAAUAUGUAUAUGUUCGAUAGACUAGGAUCAAGUUAAACAUCAUAGGUCUAGCUCUUGCAAAUCUAUAUCUAUAUAUUGUGAAUAAAAAUAGAAAGUGAAUAAAUUGUUGUGUUUGGAAAUAUUGUAUGGUCCCAGUACUAUAAGUGCAAUGUAAUAUCGAUUAUAAAUAUACUAAAUAUAUAAUAGCAAAUUGGUGUACACAAAAAAAAUAAAGUUUGUUCUUUUUUUUGCAAAAUUUUCA
Molecule: messenger RNA, 10619 nt
Organism: Wyeomyia smithii (pitcher-plant mosquito)
Lineage: Eukaryota; Metazoa; Arthropoda; Insecta; Diptera; Culicidae
Gene: bchs
Product: WD repeat and FYVE domain-containing protein 3
Exons: 31
Coding region: 272-10357 (3361 amino acids)
Molecular function (GO): protein binding; metal ion binding
Source: RefSeq, a predicted model, not a curated record